Molecule: messenger RNA, 2469 nt
Organism: Thermothielavioides terrestris NRRL 8126
Lineage: Eukaryota; Fungi; Ascomycota; Sordariomycetes; Sordariales; Chaetomiaceae
Exons: 2
Coding region: 1-2469 (822 amino acids)
Source: RefSeq, a predicted model, not a curated record
AUGUACCCGCCCGAUGAGCACGAGUUCGUGCUCAGGACACAGCGGGCGAGUACGAGGGUCCAGCAGAUCGCCGGCUCCCAACCCAACCCGGCCGGUCCCGGUAUGGAGCACACGCCCAUCGUGCACAGGCCCACGGCCUUCUCGGAAGCACCGCUGUCCGGCCCUGAGCGCCCGGGCGGAUACAACGUACCGCGGCGGCUGUCGAACAGCAGUGCCAGCUCAGCCACGAGCAGCGUGGUGUCCGGCAGCGACGGCUUCGACGGCCGGGCACGCAGCGCGUCGUUUAGCAGCAGCCAGACGAGCAUCGACUCCUGGCCGAACAGCCCGGGCGCCGCCAACCCGCGCCCGGUUUCGUCGCCCGUGACCUGGGCGACGCAGAACGGCGCGGCGGGGCCGGGUCCGAGCUACCCAUGGCACAGGCCGGCGCCCAUCAAGACGUACCGCCGGAAAGCGCAGCCCGGCGAGCUGUUCGCCGCGCUGCCGGGCGAGGUGCUGGAGUUCAUCCUGGAGGAGCUGCGCACGCUGCACCUGCAGCCGGGGAGCAGCAGCUGUGCGACGUGCUGGAUGCGCGACUGCUGCGCCGUCGCCGUCAGCGCCCGCAAGUUCCUCAAGUACGCCCGCGAGGCUCUGUAUCGCCACAUCCAGCUGGUCGGCCAUGAGGGCCCGAGCAUGAAGAAGAGGACCAAGACGACGUACGGGUCGAGACUGGUGCUGCUGCGACGGACGUUGAGGGCGAACCCCCAGAUCGCGGCCAUGGUGCGCUCGCUGAAGCCGCCGGCCCGGCCUCUCUCUGUCGGGGCCGUUGCGUACAACGAUCUGGUCGCCUCGGUGGUGAUGGCGUGCCCAAACCUCGAACGGCUGGUCGGCUUCUACCCGACCUACGACCACUCAUUUCAGCGGCUAUUUCACGCCCUCUCGACGAGGCCGAAACUGAAGGAGAUGAACUGGAUUCUGGAGCCGUCGCCGCUUCAACGACAGCAGAGGACGCGCUCGGCCGGCCCCAGCGACGACGACCACUGGAGACCGGCAGAACUGCAGCCGCAGGAGUCGCAGUUGUUCCUGGCCUUCCACUCGGAUUGGAGCCAGCUCACGAGCCUGGUCGUGCAUUGUCUACCAGGGGCGGCGCUGAGUCCCCCCAACCUGCUCGAGUGCGCCAUUCGGUCGCUGCCCUCGCUGCAGAACCUCUACCUUUCGCAGAUACCCCCCACGACGUUCAGCGAUACCAACCUCCUCUCGCUCCCCGCGCUCAAAAAGCUGUCUCUGAGUCACUGCCCCGGCGUGACAACUGCCGGCCUCUCGCUGCUCGCCACACGGCCCGCCAGCGCCUCGAUCCAGACGCUCACGCUCGUGCACAUGAACGUCGAGUCCCUCCCCGCCAUCGCCCGGAUCUUCUCCUACCUGCAUGAGCUCGAAACGUUCAAUUUCGUGCAGACCUACCCCCCCGAAAUGCCUCCCGACGAGCUCAUCAUGCUCUUCCCCUACCUCGCCUCGGCGUCCCUGCGCAAGCUGCACUGGGACAUCCCGUACCUCCCCACGGCCGCCGCCCCCGCCGACACCAUCCUCGCGCGGAGCAUCAGCGCCGGCGGCUUCCCCUCGCUCCGCGCCCUCUGCACGCCCCACGACCCAGAAGGCCUCUUCCAGGCGCUCUGCUCCCCGCGCGAUCGCAUCGACCACCCGGCAGACCGCUACCGCGCCGCCGCCCGCCCGCGCACCGCCAGCCCGGGGCCCGGCGCCUGGCACGGCUUCGGCCACACGCGCAACUCGUCCAGCUUCUCGUCCACCCGCACCGGCGGCAGCACCACCGCCACCACCCCCACCACGACCGCCUUCAACUUCCGCAACCCCUUCCCCGGUGGCAGCAACAGCAGCAGCAAUACCACCAACCACACGCCGCCCGCAAGCCCGCUCUUCCCGCCGCCCUCGCCGCUCUUCCCCCCGCCCAACAGCAACCUGGCGCAGGCGCGGCUCGCCGCGCAGGCACGCCUCGAGGCGGCGCAGCGCGGGCCCGCGCGGUACCUGGUGCACGUGACGGACGAGCGCGGCGCGCCCGUCGAGCGGCUCGCGGUGGGCGCCUUCCUGGGCACGGUCGAGUCGCGGGUGCGGUACGUGCUGGCGCCGGAGCCGGGCACGGGCGCGACCGACGAGGGCGGCGGGCUGGUCGGCGUCGAGGACAUGAUCAUGGGCGACGGCGGGGAGGGGCUCGGCGGGCUGGUUUCCUCCUCCUCCUCCGCUGGUGCUGAUGGUGGGAAUGCUGGUGUGGGGAGGAAGGGGCGGGGGAGACGGAAGAGUAGGGGGGAUAAGGAUCGGGAUAGGGAGGAGAGCGAUGUCGAGGGCUCUGGCGGCGGUGGUGGGCGGGAGGGGUGUCAGGGGAGGUGGAACACGUUUAGUGGUGCCGUGGUGGACAAAAAGGAUCGCGAGCGGUGGUGGCAUCAGGAACGGGGGCGGUGGAGGGGGGUGGUCCUUUCAUGA